This is a messenger RNA of Leptopilina heterotoma, 2499 nucleotides long. Its product is annotated as LIM/homeobox protein Awh-like. The transcript is spliced from 4 exons. Bases 1143 to 2066 code for a protein of 307 amino acids. Gene Ontology annotation, cellular component: nucleus. NCBI's taxonomy places the organism in Eukaryota, Metazoa, Arthropoda, Insecta, Hymenoptera, Figitidae. The record is from RefSeq and is a predicted model, not a curated record. Gene Ontology annotation, biological process: regulation of transcription by RNA polymerase II; neuron differentiation. Gene Ontology annotation, molecular function: DNA-binding transcription factor activity, RNA polymerase II-specific; RNA polymerase II transcription regulatory region sequence-specific DNA binding.
AUCCGCAAAAACUUUCUUCAUUUAUUAUUGUGUUGUAACUUUGAUCUACUGUAGCUCAAAAACUGUACAUUAUUUUGUAUUUUCGCAUUAAAAUUUUUUGUUCAGGAGGUCUUUGACUAUAAAACUACUGAGUUUCAGAAGAUUUGACCGAAAUCCGCAUUUUCUGUACAAAAAGUGUGGGGUCCUUUCCCGAUGUGACUAUGCUAAAAUAAUUGAACUUACCGAACAUUAUAUUCCUAAAUUAAAGGCUUAAUGUCUCUAAAUACCAAAAAUGAUUUCAACUGUACAAAAAAGUCGGUUUUAGCCAAACCUCAGCGAUCCUGUUCCUCUGAGCAUAGAUACACUGUACCAUUUAUUACAGGCUGCUAAAACCUGUUUAUACAGAAUAAAUACACAAAAUGGUUCAAUUGGUGAAGUAUAUGUGCAGAACUUGUACGGUAUUUUAAAAACAAAUGUAAACAAUAACCACGGGAAGCUCCGUCACACCUGAUUCUAUAGAAAUGAUAUAGGUAUUUUUUUUACAAUUGAUUAACAAAUGUUUGCUUUCUACAGAGUGUGUGUAUUUAUAACAUACUAAUGCAGUGACAUAUGUCAGUGUGUCGUGAUUCAGGGGCGUGACACAAGGCGGAGUUUGUCAGUUCCCUCUUCUGAAUGUGCUACUUCAUCCCCACCAUUCUGUCUUACAACGCCCCAAACCUACGAUAAAAUUUCUGCCCUUCUAAUACAAAAUCCUACAACACAUCCCAAUGAUUCAAUAGACGAUGUGCAUGUUUCUGUUCCGAGAUAGAUGUGUCCUGACUUGGUGGGGCAAAUUCGAAGCAUAUAACAGUCUCCACCGGGCCAUCGGACAAGCUAGAUACAUUCUGCAUCAAUUUAGCUCGAGAAUUUUUAUAGAUGAAUUCCGCUUAUGAAUUAUUCAAUUGAUAGAUAUAAGAAUAGUUCUGUAAUUAAUUUUAUCGAGUGAAACAAGUUGUAACAAACGAUACGUAUUUACCGUACUUCAAAAUUAUGUUCCCACGUGAUUAAGCGACAGAAAACCUUUAUAUAGUGAAGUAAUAAUGUAAUUUUAAAUUACAAUUAUUUGUGAAAAGUUCCUCCAUAUAAAGAAAAUUUUUAGUUUUGGAGACCAUAAGUGAUUAGUUAUGAAGACUGAGAUCGUGAGAAGUGCUGAUCAUGAGGACAAUUUGGAGUGCGUAAACAAUAAUAAUGUUGAUAAAAUGAGUAAAACUCUUAGUGUAGUAAAUUGUAAUAAUAAAGGCAGUGUGUUUGUAAUGGACUGUGGAGGUUGUGGAGAAAAUGUUGACGAACAAACUGUUCUGUGUGUGGGUGGACGUUCUUGGCAUUCUAAAUGUUUAAGGUGUUUCAUAUGCGCAAGAUCUCUACACGAUCAUCACUCCUGUUUUCUAAGAAACAUGCGACUAUAUUGCAGGCAUGAUUAUGUCCUAAAUUUCGGAACCAAAUGUGCAAAAUGCGGUAGAAAUAUGGGAGCUGGCGAUUGGGUGAGAAGAGCAAGAGACAGAGUUUACCAUUUAGCUUGCUUUGCCUGUGAUGCUUGUUCACGACAAUUAUCAACUGGAGAGCAUUUCGCCUUACUAGACGCACGAUUACUUUGCAAAACACAUUAUUUGGAUGUAAUUGAGGGCAACAACAGUAGUUCUUCAGAAGAUUGUGACUCUGAGCAUGGCGGGAAAUACAGUAAAUCAAAAAGAGUUAGAACUACUUUUACAGAGGAACAAUUAGCCAUUCUUCAAGCCAACUUUCAAUUAGAUAGCAACCCCGACGGACAGGACCUCGAAAGGAUAGCGAACGUCACUGGUUUAACAAAGAGAGUGACACAAGUAUGGUUUCAAAAUUCAAGAGCAAGGCAAAAAAAGCACAAUGGAAAAAUAAAAUCUCCAAUCUAUCAUUCUUCACCAUUACAGCACCAUACAAGUGAUAUUUAUCAAAAUGCAAUUAAUGUUGAUCAGAAUCAUGGAAGUCCAAAGUCUUUUAUGAACCUCUCGACACCAGUAACACCAUCAACACCCGGAUAUCUUCAAAUUGAAUAUGACUAUCAGAGCGGCUAAUCUUGUAGACUUCCUUUCAUGAUUGCAUAAAAUCUGUAUUUUACAGUUGGAUAUUAAUUACUAUCCAUCCUCUUGAAUUAUUGUAAAUAAAAUUUGUAAAUAUUAGAAAGCUUACUUCAUCAUAUAAGUUUGAAAAAUAUUCCUACGUUCUACGAUUUUAAAAUCUAGUGUUGCAUGUCAAACGAUUUUCGAUCGGUAAAUUCUCGACAAAGUCGAGCAUAUAGUCAAAAUAAAAAUUAAAGUAAUUGAAUUUUAUCGCUUUCUCUCACCUCUUUUAUAAAAGGAGACGAAAAGACAAAUUAUAUUUAUUUGUUAGACAUGCAUCACUAUAAAAACUGUGUCCGUAUACAUAUAUUAAUAUUUAUCCAUUGUUCAUCAUGCAAUAUAAUUUGUAGUAAUAAUUUUUCCAAACUGCACCUCUUCAUUAGCAUUG